Messenger RNA from Puccinia graminis f. sp. tritici CRL 75-36-700-3, 351 nucleotides. RefSeq lists its product as uncharacterized. The transcript has 3 exons. The coding region runs from base 1 to 351 and encodes 116 amino acids. NCBI's taxonomy places the organism in Eukaryota, Fungi, Basidiomycota, Pucciniomycetes, Pucciniales, Pucciniaceae. The record is from RefSeq and is a predicted model, not a curated record.
AUGCAGAUCUCUACCUGGCUUUUAUUUCCCAUUAUCAACUUGGUAACCAGCGUGAUCAAUACCCAACUCCCUUUCAAAUGCCCAGGCGGGUAUUUUGAAGUAUGCACCAGACACGCCACCCCGGAAGAUAUAGCUCAACUAGUUAGCGGGAAAGACAAACCGUCGCGCAUGGCGAUGGUGGCCCCGCUAUCGAAGGAAAAGCCGGAUUUCUAUAACUGUGCUGGCGAGACGAUUGCUAACAUAAUUGCUGAGAACGCAAACUGCUGUUAUGGUGACAGAAAAGAUUUCAAGGGGUUCUUUCACCUCAUGGAGGAAGAUAUGCAUGCGUCAAACUGUGAUGAAAAGUAUUAG